Messenger RNA from Setaria italica (foxtail millet), 2827 nucleotides. RefSeq lists its product as uncharacterized. Bases 227 to 2353 code for a protein of 708 amino acids. The record is from RefSeq and is a predicted model, not a curated record. NCBI's taxonomy places the organism in Eukaryota, Viridiplantae, Streptophyta, Magnoliopsida, Poales, Poaceae. The transcript has 6 exons.
CCAGCGGAGGAAAAACACUGUAAAAGCCCAGGAACAUGAACCGGCUGUCCUUUCCUCCAACCGGCGGGAAAGCGGAGAAACACGCGCAGCCGUCCGCGACUCACCGUCUCACGCCUCGCCCAUGCCACCCGCUUAACGCUUCGUGUCGUGGCCCGGCCGCAUCGACUCGAGCGAACCGCCGCGAGUGAACCCUUAUCCACCCAGCCGCGAGGCCGCGGAGCGGAGGAUGGCGCCGCCGCCGGCAGCCGCGGGGGAGGAGGACCUCCUGGAGGUGCGGUGCGCGGGGUGCGGGGAGACGCUGGAGGUGGAGCGCGGGCUCACGGAGUUCAUCUGCCCGGACUGCUCAACGCCGCAGGCGCUCCCGCCGGAGCUCAUGCCGCCGCCGCCGAGGCGCCGCCGCGCGCUGCCCAUCCCUCCCGCGCUGGCGCCGGUGCCUCCCCCUUCGCCCGCGGCGAGGCUGCCGUGCGGGUCCUGCGGGUCGAUGCUCGCCGUGCCGCCGGGGCUCGCGCGCUGCGGCUGCCCGGUCUGCGGCGCCGAGCUCGCCGUCGACCCCGCGCGCCUCCGCCAGUACCUCCUCUCCACCGCCGCCGCGCCACUCGUGCCGGUCUCGCUGCCGCCGGUCUUCCGGGCCCUGGAGGGAGGGCAACACUAUUCUGAUUCUGCAGUUCGUGUGGGACAUAUUCAAGGGCAUACAAGUAAUCAACUGGGCCAUUUAGAGCGAUCACAGGCUAGACGUCAAAAUACGCAGGCACUUGUGGAGUUUCCUGAUGCUGGUACUGAUAGUGAUGAUAUAGAUACUGAAAUGUCGAAUGAGAUUAAUGAAAUGCCCUGCCAUAGGAAUGGAUUCCCGGUUGCUUCUAGAACUGUUGGUGCAAAGGUGAGACAACUUGAAACUCUGAACUAUGUCACAUGCCAGGCACAUGCACAGCAAUCCGAUCAUUCAGUUCAUGCAGAACAUCCAUCAGACCAUACAAUUCAUGUUGGUGAGACACAAAAUGAGUCUGCUAAUCAUGGAAUUCACAGAGGUCUGGGGCAUGUUGAGCUGAUUAAGGAGAAACCUGUGGGAAGGCACACCAACCAGGUAACUGGUACCGCUAUUGGCCCCAAAGUCGUAAGUGUGGAGAAGAGGCAGGUUCAAACUUUGAAACAGAUCACACGGGACAGACUGCAAAAGACCAGUCCUCCAAAACUGCCUAGUCCCAUUGAACAAGACCCAGAACACUCCAGUGAUAACAUUCAGGCAGAGCAGGAUGAAGCUGAGGUGGGCCACCAGGUGACUGCAAGAUUGGCUCGUAAGAGCACAAAGAGGAAUUUGACAUCUUCAAAUAAAGGGUUAAGGCAUAGGCGUAGUAAGCGUUUGGCCAAACAAUCAGCUGCCACUACAUACUACGAAUCUACUGAAAAUGAAUCUGAGGAAAAUGAGGCUGUUUCUCCAAGUCGAACUAUAUCUGAUUUUCAAGACAUUGAUGGGGUCAGCAAUGAUAUUUCCUCUAGUUCAUUGCCUCAGCACAAUAAGCCUCAUAGAAGAUCCAAUGAGGCAGACAAUCCGCAUGCAACAACAAAGUCUGCUUCAAUUCCUGACGUGUCUGAUCCUGAAAGUUUUGCACGUUAUUACAGUAAAACAUACCCUCCAGAGGUUAGAAGAGCUCUUGAAAGGAAUUCUAUUUUAGGUCAAGCAGGUGGCAAGGAAAAGAGAAAACGCGGCGAUCGUGGUCCUAAUCUCUGCCUUAAAGUCUGGACCAUGCCUGAGGGUGUAAGGAUUCGAGUGUCCUUCAAUGAUCUAGGUCAACCUAUCGGAGACGAAGCACGCACCUUGAGUAGCUUUCUAGGACAAAUAGCACGUGAUGGAACAGUGGCACCUCUGACAUACACAGAUUGGAGGUUCUUUCCGGAGAAAAACAAGCAAGCAAUGAUGCAUUUAGUUAAUCACAAGUUUGUCCUCCCACCAAUUGGUCAAAUAUGGUCUAUGAGUGCUUUGGGAAAAAAGUGGAAGGACUGGAAAGUUGUCUUAAAACAUGAACGAUACGAUGCCCAUGAGACGGAUGCGGAACGUCUUGCCGAUCGGGAUUUCCGUGUCCCGGAAGAACAAUGGAAACUCCUUGUGGCAUAUUGGGGCACUGAGAAGGCCAAGGCUCUAAGUGCUCGAUGUAAAGCUUCUCAGGAACAACAUCCUUGUCGUAAUCAUCCUAGACUUGGAUCAAAGAGUUACGCACGGAUACAGGAGGAAGAGAGGCAGAAGCGUGCAAACAUGGCGGAACCAAGCGUCACAGCUACAUCCAUACCCGAAGAUCGGGAAGGCAGACCCGUGUCUAUGGACGAUGUCUCUGCAGAAGUCGUCAGUCCAGACCAGUGACCUUUUGGUUAUGGACGUGUGCUCUCCACCAGUGAGCUUUGUGGAAAGGCAGCUGCUAAGGUGUCUGAGGCAAGCUCAAGAGGCUGAACUAAAGGGCUUUAGCAUCCACCGCACUUUGGAAGAUGCUGGAAAUGGAAGAAAAUAACAGGAAGCCAACGCAAAGAUUACCCAGAACUGACGAACAACUCUGAAUGUACCAAGACGAGUAACCUCUGCUUUGUUUUGUAGCUUCACUCUACCAGGACCCCUGCAUUUUGGUGGCUUUGCUGUUGUGCUUCACCUUAUCACCUAUGGCCCGUUGACUGUGAUUUGUAUCUUGGGACUAGGGAUCGUAUAGAUGUAGCUCCAUGACAAUCUAGGCUCUAUGCAAUGUUCACUAGCUAACUAGUGACGUUCUGUAGUUACUGUGAUUAUCAGUAGUUGAUUAGGUGACAUCUAGCAUUUACUGCAUCUGCAGUUAACCGCUGUUGCAAA